CACUAAUUCGAACAUCUCCUUUUCACAGCUAAUCACCAUGAAAUUCUCCGUCGCCAUCCUUGUCGUCGUCCUAGCGGUCGUUUCUGCCGAUUUAGACGAUGGUUUUAUCAUUGGAGGUGACAUCGAUGAUUUUCACGGAGGCCCCGGCUAUAUCGUAGGUGGCGGCCAUUAUGGCGGUCAUGGGUUCCAUCCUAUCGUCAAAGGAUCAGGUUCAUGCUGGAAACACAAAGGAGGAUACCACAGUGGUGGGAUGGUGGUACAGGAUUACCCCACAGUUUACACCACCGGAAGUCAGUACGCUGGCUCUCAGAUGUACGGCGCAGGACAAUAUGGAGGAUCCCAGAUGUACGGAGGUUCCCAGAUGUACGGAGCUGGACAGUACGGAGGUUCCCAGAUGUACGGAGCUGGACAGUACGGAGGUUCCCAGAUGUACGGAGCUGGACAGUACGGAGGUUCCCAGAUGUACGGUGCCGGACAAUACAGUUCUGGACUAGGGCAUUUAGGCGGUGGACAGCAGAUGUACGGUCAGCAGGCUUACUCCGGCCAGACCAUCUACUGAUCUACUAAUGUCGGUCAGAGCCAACUAUAACCAAACCAGACCACACUGUACAUGGUGUAUUUAUCAAUGAACGCUUUAUUUCGAUAUAUUUCGAGACAUCUGCAGACCGGCUAACGGUUUGAAUCUGUUAUUGCAUUGUUUUGAAGUGUCGUUAUAUAAAACUUAAAUUAAAAUAUUUUUAAAUCCAUGAAA
Messenger RNA from Pecten maximus, 751 nucleotides. RefSeq names its product 5'-3' exoribonuclease 2-like. Lineage: Eukaryota; Metazoa; Mollusca; Bivalvia; Pectinida; Pectinidae. The transcript has 2 exons. The coding region runs from base 38 to 559 and encodes 173 amino acids. The record is from RefSeq and is a predicted model, not a curated record.